Molecule: messenger RNA, 1798 nt
Organism: Solanum tuberosum (potato)
Lineage: Eukaryota; Viridiplantae; Streptophyta; Magnoliopsida; Solanales; Solanaceae
Product: heterogeneous nuclear ribonucleoprotein A2 homolog 1-like
Cellular component (GO): nucleus
Molecular function (GO): RNA binding
Source: RefSeq, marked provisional
CCCAAAUCAGAAAACCCUAAUUUCAACUAUUUCUCUGUCUAUACCUCAAUAUUCCCAUGGCGAAGAAGCGAAAAACCAGAGCUUCCGAACCUUCACAACCAGUUGAAGAACCAGUAGAGAUUAAGCAAGAACCUGAGGUUGAAACCGCACAAGAAGAAGAAUACGAGAACGAUGCCGUAGAAGUAGAGGAAGAAGAAGCAGUACAUGAGGACGAAGAAGAACAAGAUCCCGAAGAGGAAGACGAAGAAGGCGGUGACGAUGAGGAGGAAGAAGAAGAAAUGCCCGGAUCUGGAAAUGACGCCGUAGAGGAUGAUAAUGAGAAGUCGGUUAAUGAACAGGAACAAGUUAAUGGAGGCGCUGAGGUGAAGAUGGAGGAAGGUAAUGAAGAGGAUUUGGAAGAUGAGCCACUUGAGAAUCUGUUAGAGCCAUUUACGAAGGAUCAACUUACAGCGCUUAUUAAAGAAGCUUUAGCUAAAUACCCUGAUUUCAAAGAAAAUAUUCAGAAAUUGGCUGAUAAAGAUCCGGCACACCGGAAAAUCUUUGUCCACGGUUUAGGUUGGGAUACGACAGCUGAAACGCUAACUAGUGUUUUUGCAACUUACGGUGAAAUUGAGGAUUGUAAAGCUGUUACAGAUAAGGUUUCGGGGAAAUCGAAAGGUUAUGGAUUUAUAUUGUUUAAGCAUAGGAGUGGUGCUAGGAAAGCUUUGAAAGAACCACAGAAGAAGAUUGGUACAAGGAUGACUUCUUGCCAGUUGGCUUCGGCUGGGCCGGUUCCGGCUCCUCCACCUACUACAGCAACCCCACCGGUUUCGGAGUACACACAGAGGAAGAUUUUUGUUAGCAAUGUAGCUGCUGAUCUUGAACCUCAAAAGUUGUUGGAGUACUUCUCAAAGUUUGGUGAAGUUGAGGAGGGUCCACUUGGAUUGGAUAAGCAAAGUGGGAAACCUAAGGGGUUUUGUUUGUUUGUGUAUAAGACUGUUGAGGGUGCUAGGAAGGCAUUGGAGGAGCCACAUAAGACCUUUGAAGGGCAUACCCUUCAUUGUCAGAAGGCGAUUGAUGGACCGAAGCAUAGUAAGAAUUUCCAUCAGCAGCAACAGCCUCAGUCACAACAGCAUUACCCUCAGCAUCAUCAUCAUAAUCAGCAGCAGCAUUAUUAUCAGCAUCCUGCAAAGAAGGGGAAAUAUUCAGGUAGCAGUGCAGGAGCAGGAUCAGCUGGGCAUUUAAUGGCACCAUCGGGGCCUGCACCUGUGGGAUACAAUCCUGCUGUGGCAGCUGUGACCCCAGCUCUUGGACAGGCACUGACAGCCCUGUUAGCUACACAAGGCUGGUUUGGGGAUUGGGAAUUUGCUUGGAGGUCUUGGUGGGCCAGUGAAUCAUCAGGUGUGCAACCAGUGGUGAACAAUGCAACAGGAUAUGGUGCCCAGGUGGAUAUGGAGCUCAGCCUCAUAUGCAAUACCAACCUCAGAUGCAGGUGGUGCAAGACCACAGGGUGGUGCCCCAUACUCUGGCUAUGGAGGUCACUAGGAAAACUUAGGUAUCUGUAAUGCUAUGGCUCUACUUCCAAGUGAGAUUCCUUCAUAAAUGCAUCAAACUUUUAGUUUUGGACUGGUGAUUCUUCUGAAGUUCCGGGCACUCUCCAAAUGAAGUCUUUUACUAUCUCAAAAGUUACCUUUUGUUUAAAGACCAUAAUCUUCAAUGUGUAUUUUCUUUUUUAUUCAAGUAUUUCUAUUCUGGUGAAUGUUUUUAAACACUAUGUAGUAUUUCGCACUAAAUUUUUCUAUAUUAAAAGUAUUGAGUA